Messenger RNA from Hibiscus syriacus, 1193 nucleotides. Its product is annotated as estradiol 17-beta-dehydrogenase 1-like. The transcript has 5 exons. Bases 152 to 925 code for a protein of 257 amino acids. NCBI's taxonomy places the organism in Eukaryota, Viridiplantae, Streptophyta, Magnoliopsida, Malvales, Malvaceae. The record is from RefSeq and is a predicted model, not a curated record.
UUCACAAAGGGCGUAAUGACUUAAACAACUUAAAGGAGUGGCUUCCAUACCUCAGUCCCAUCAGCAAUAUCAUUUAGCUUUGAAGUAAGCUCUCUCCAUUCUUCAGGUUUUCUGGUUUCUUUAUCUCUUUGGUCCCUAAGAUCUGCUAAAGAUGCAUAGUCUGGCAAGUUCUACCUCUGCCAAAGGCAUAGCCGCCAUUGUUGGUGUCGGACCUAAGCUUGGACGAUCCGUUGCCCGCAAGUUUGCUCAUGAAGGAUACACCGUUGCUAUCCUCGCUAGGGACUUGGGGCGAUUGUCAAGAUUUGCAGAUGAGAUAGCCAGGGAAGAGAAAGCCCAAGUGUUUGCAAUCAGAAUAGACUGCUCGGAUUCCAGAAGUGUUAAAGAAGCAUUUGAAGGAGUUCUUUCACUUGGAUUUGUUGAAGUUCUGGUGUAUAAUGCCUAUCAACCGGUUUCAUGGCACCCCACCAACUUCACUGACAUCAAAAUCGAUUCCUUUGAGAAAUCUCUUGCCGUUUCCUCCAUCGGAGCUUUCCUUUGCGUUCAAAAGGUACUUCCGGGGAUGGUGGAAAGGGGAAAAGGAACCAUUCUCUUCACUGGCUGCUCAGCUUCACUCAAUGGCAUUGCUGGUUUCUCUGAACUAUGCUGUGGAAAGUUUGCCCUGAGAGCAUUAUCCCAAUGCCUUGCAAGAGAAUUCCAGCCUCUCGGCAUUCAUGUUGCUCAUAUUAUCAUCGACGGAGUCAUCGGUUCACCCAGGGGGACAUCGACUUCGCAGCAGCAGCAGCAAAGCGGCGGAGACGUCGUCUGGGCGGUGAUGAUGAUAAAUCCAGACGCGUUGGCUCAGACCUACUGGCACUUGCAUGUUCAAGACCGGACCGCUUGGACCCAGGAGAUUGACCUCCGUCCCUCCACCACAAGACUAUAUUAGCCAUUAUUCCAUAUUCCCAUUUCCUCAACUUGCUCCUUUUAAACCUUCACAGCGAGAUUGACCUCCGUCCCUCCACCACCAGACUUUAUUAGCCAUUAUUCAAUAUUCCCAUUUCCUCAACUUGCUCCUUUUAAACCUUCACGGCUUCUACUAUAUGUCCUUUCCUCUCUUUCACACACACACAGUCAAUACUUUUCCAUUCUACACAGUUUUAUUUGUUUUCUUUACAAUUGUUGUUGCCUUAAAUUGGGUUUUCAAAAUUUAAUUA